AUGGCCCACUCGAGUCCUAACUGGCUAUACUACACACUCUCACCCCACAGGCGUAGGAGGAGGGGUUUUCAUCAUCCCGGUGCUAAGGCAUCUGACACCUCUGACACAACAGGCAUGCAACGCGACGUCAAUGCUGUCUGUGACCAUAUC
Sphaeroforma arctica JP610 is the source of this 150-nucleotide messenger RNA. RefSeq lists its product as hypothetical. NCBI's taxonomy places the organism in Eukaryota, Ichthyosporea, Ichthyophonida. The transcript has a single exon. The record is from RefSeq and is a predicted model, not a curated record. The annotation marks the transcript as partial.